AUGGAUGUCUAUGAAGAUAUCGACAUAUUAUUUGAUGCAGAUUUAAUAAAUGUGAUCGAAGAAAUAAAUCCACAUCGAACAUAUACUGUUCGCGAAAGGAGAGAUCAUUUCAACUUUUGGAAUGACCAAGAGUUUUUCAAUCGUUUUCGCCUUUCAAAAGCCACAGUAGAAUUAUUAUUUAACGAAAUUCAAGAGCAUUUACAUCAUCGGACUGGAAGGAAUUUAGAUCGAGCUAUUCGUCCUAUGGAUCAACUACUUUUAACGUUGCGAUUUCUGGCCACCGGAGAUUUUUAUAUUUGUACAGGUGAUUUUCUGGGAGUCCAUAAAUCAACAGCAGCAAAAAUAGUUCAACGUGUGGUAACAGCAAUUUGUACGUUAAGAAGGAUUUAUAUUUUUAUGCCGAAUACUGAGGAACAAAGACACGAGAAAAUUAUUAAAUUUCAUAAUUUGGCUCAAUUUCCACGAGUGAUCGGGGCAAUAGACUGUACGCACAUAAAGUUACAAUCUCCAGGAGUUAUUUGUGAUGCCAGUCAUAAAAUUUUGGAUGUAGUGACACGUUGGCCAGGUUCGACACAUGAUGCCCACAUAUUUCAAAAUUCAUCUGUAUAUAUGAGGUUUGAAAAUGGCGAGAUGGGCAAUGGAAUUUUAUUAGGAGAUAGUGGCUAUCCUUCUCGAAGGUAUCUUUUAACUCCGAUUCAUAAUCCUGAAGGACAGGCAGAAAAUCUUUAUAAUGAAUCACAAAUAAGAACUAGGAAUGUUGUGGAGAGAACAUUUGGAAUCUGGAAGCGUAGAUUUCCGGUGCUAAGUGUGGGUAUAAGGUGUCGGCUGAAUUUAGCACAGAGAGUUGUGGUGGCAUGUGCCAUUUUACACAACAUUGCCUGCCAACAAAAUGAAGAAGUUUUUGAAGGGGAUGAUGAAGAGGAUCAGCCCGUGGUAUAUAAUGGUGUAGAAAAUAACGAUGGUGGUGUUGAAGAAAGGGAAACAAUAAUUGAUUAUUUUCGAAAUAUGUUGACUGCAGGAGGAUUUAUAAUUUAG
Molecule: messenger RNA, 1035 nt
Organism: Zophobas morio
Lineage: Eukaryota; Metazoa; Arthropoda; Insecta; Coleoptera; Tenebrionidae
Product: putative nuclease HARBI1
Exons: 3
Coding region: 1-1035 (344 amino acids)
Source: RefSeq, a predicted model, not a curated record